This is a messenger RNA of Nerophis lumbriciformis (worm pipefish), 2004 nucleotides long. RefSeq lists its product as uncharacterized. The record is from RefSeq and is a predicted model, not a curated record. Lineage: Eukaryota; Metazoa; Chordata; Actinopteri; Syngnathiformes; Syngnathidae.
AUGAAGAUGCUGCUGGGUAAGUUAGUUCUAAUGAAGAUGCUGCUGGGUAAGUUAGUUCUAAUGAAGAUGCUGCUAGAGUAUAACAUCCUACAUAUCAUAGAGUAUAAUAUCCUACAUAUCAUAGAGUAUAACAUCCUACAUAUCAUAGAGUAUAACAUCCUACAUAUCAUAGAGUAUAACAUCCUACAUAUCAUAGAGUAUAACAUCCUACAUAUCAUAGAGUAUAAUAUCCUACAUAUCAUAGAGUAUAAUAUCCUACAUAUCAUAGAGUAUAACAUCCUACAUUUCAUAGAGUAUAACAUCCUACAUAUCAUAGAGUAUAACAUCCUACAUAUCAUAGAGUAUAACAUCCUACAUAUCAUAGAGUAUAACAUCCUACAUAUCAUAGAGUAUAACAUCCUACAUAUCAUAGAGUAUAACAUCCUACAUAUCAUAGAGUAUAACAUCCUACAUAUCAUAGAGUAUAACAUCCUACAUAUCAUAGAGUAUAACAUCCUACAUAUCAUAGAGUAUAACAUCCUACAUAUCAUAGAGUAUAACAUCCUACAUAUCAUAGAGUAUAACAUCCUACAUAUCAUAGAGUAUAACAUCCUACAUAUCAUAGAGUAUAAUAUCCUACAUAUCAUAGAGUAUAACAUCCUACAUAUCAUAGAGUAUAACAUCCUACAUAUCAUAGAGUAUAACAUCCUACAUAUCAUAGAGUAUAACAUCCUACAUAUCAUAGAGUAUAACAUCCUACAUAUCAUAGAGUAUAACAUCCUACAUAUCAUAGAGUAUAACAUCCUACAUAUCAUAGAGUAUAAUAUCCUACAUAUCAUAGAGUAUAACAUCCUACAUAUCAUAGAGUAUAAUAUCCUACAUAUCAUAGAGUAUAACAUCCUACAUAUCAUAGAGUAUAAUAUCCUACAUAUCAUAGAGUAUAACAUCCUACAUAUCAUAGAGUAUAACAUCCUACAUAUCAUAGAGUAUAACAUCCUACAUAUCAUAGAGUAUAAUAUCCUACAUAUCAUAGAGUAUAACAUCCUACAUAUCAUAGAGUAUAAUAUCCUACAUAUCAUAGAGUAUAACAUCCUACAUAUCAUAGAGUAUAAUAUCCUACAUAUCAUAGAGUAUAACAUCCUACAUAUCAUAGAGUAUAACAUCCUACAUAUCAUAGAGUAUAACAUCCUACAUAUCAUAGAGUAUAACAUCCUACAUAUCAUAGAGUAUAAUAUCCUACAUGUCAUAGAGUAUAACAUCCUACAUAUCAUAGAGUAUAAUAUCCUACAUAUCAUAGAGUAUAACAUCCUACAUAUCAUAGAGUAUAAUAUCCUACAUAUCAUAGAGUAUAAUAUCCUACAUAUCAUAGAGUAUAAUAUCCUACAUAUCAUAGAGUAUAACAUCCUACAUAUCAUAGAGUAUAACAUCCUACAUAUCAUAGAGUAUAACAUCCUACAUAUCAUAGAGUAUAAUAUCCUACAUAUCAUAGAGUAUAACAUCCUACAUAUCAUAGAGUAUAAUAUCCUACAUAUCAUAGAGUAUAACAUCCUACAAAUCAUAGAGUAUUAUAUCCUACAUAUCAUAGAGUAUAACAUCCUACAUAUCAUAGAGUAUAACAUCCUACAUAUCAUAGAGUAUAAUAUCCUACAUAUCAUAGAGUAUAAUAUCCUACAUAUCAUAGAGUAUAACAUCCUACAUAUCAUAGAACUCCGCCGACUGGGUCACGUUCACCGCAUGGACCACGGAAGAAUCCCCAAGGACAUUCUCUACGGGGAGCUGAAGUCGGGAAGGAGGAACAUCGGGCGCUACAAGGACGUGCUGAAAGGAGACAUGAAGGCUGUUGACAAGAGAACCCGCCGGAGGGACCUUCAGGAGUGCCACCACUCCUACAGACCAGACUCCCUCCAUUGCUGGGACCUCUGCGCCAAAGACUGCCAGUCCCACAUCGGUCUCUUCAGCCACAGACGACUCUGGUCCAGUCCAGCAGUCAGCCAAGACUCGGACACUAUCCAUGGUCAACACUGA